AUGGCAAGCCUUUACCAGAUUAGCAUCAAUCCGAAUCGACACGUCGCGAGAUGCGUUCUAUGUGGGUGCAACACAGCGUUACCGUAUCCCACAUGGGUUGAUAUUGUCAGAGUCAUCUAUUCAAAGAAAGGAGUCGCGAGAAUCUCUGGCUUGACCUCCAGAUAUCACCCGUCUGCCCUAAAAGAACCAGCUGAUAGGAGAGUUCACUGGGGAGAGAAUGCUCCCUUGCACGGGAUAGAUCUCGCUUUGACCAUCCACGAAAGUUGCUGGCAAUAUCUACAAAGACAUAUUGGGGAGGACAACGUUAACUUGGACAGACUUUGGGAGAUAUUUGCGAGCAUGCCACACCCUAGAGAGCUCAAGCAUUAUGAUCAAUGCGACCCAGCCCACAGCUUACCCAACUUGAGGCACUGGCUCAAGGGUGCGGAUGAAUGUCCUAUGCCAUCUGCCAAUUCGGCUAAUUGCAGGAAACUCCGGAAAAGGAGUACCGAUACUAGCGACUGCUUUGCAAACCUUCCUUUUGAGCUCCGCGAGAGCAUUGCAGUGCUGCUUCCCACUCGCGACUACGUUAGUCUUCGACAGGCGUCGCGCGCUAUGCUACCGAUAUUCCACGACAAUAUUUUUUGGAAAUCACGAUUCUGGCAAGACGGAGAGCGCGGCUUUUUCGAGGACUCGACCCUGGAUCUUGCCAGCGCCUCGGUCGUCAACUGGCGCCUUGCGUACCGGAUGUCGUCAAAGCACGAAGUCGCAACUGAAAUGGGCAUCAAACUAUGGGAAAUCAGCCGCUGGAUCCAAGAAACUCUCUUCACAAAGACAGGAUCAAGCCCGCCUCCACUGGAUUACGCCGGCAGGGCGUUGCAGGAUUAUCACAACGAUAGCUGUUUGGCCGGGAGACGGAUCGAAAGAGCUGAAAUUUUGCCAUCGCUGGUCAAGAUUGGGAUAACGUUUGCUUCCAGCGAAGGGUUCUACCACAUUAUUGGGCCGGUGACAGACAUCCUUUCGUUGGAGUUUGUACAUGACAACGGCCGCAGCACAAUUCUAGGAACGAAAUACCCCAAAGCGAAGAGAAGGAGCCCAAGAACCAUCAAGAAGGAGCUGGAAAGUUACGAGAAUGAAAACACGUCCAAGCCAUCUCCAUUCGAUGGCCAUGGUGUCCGGGUAUUUUUCGAUGCGCAAUUGUUCUCGGGUUUUAGGUUCCUAUAUAAUCGAGAUGGCAUAUAUAGAAUGGGCGUACUACAGAAGUACACGGAAGCUUCAUUGGGACUUAUUGGCAUCCAACCACUAGGUUGCGAUUAUCUUGACUUGUGCAUGAAUGAGGUGGCACAGGUGGUUGCUACUUUCGAGGGUCGUAGAUUGGUAGAUCUAGGGCUAAGGGGACGCCGGAAUAUGGCAGCGUGA
This is a messenger RNA of Aspergillus calidoustus, 1398 nucleotides long. The record is from the annotation of a GenBank genome assembly. Lineage: Eukaryota; Fungi; Ascomycota; Eurotiomycetes; Eurotiales; Aspergillaceae.